Talaromyces stipitatus ATCC 10500 is the source of this 570-nucleotide messenger RNA. RefSeq lists its product as uncharacterized. The coding region runs from base 1 to 570 and encodes 189 amino acids. The record is from RefSeq and is a predicted model, not a curated record. The transcript is spliced from 2 exons. NCBI's taxonomy places the organism in Eukaryota, Fungi, Ascomycota, Eurotiomycetes, Eurotiales, Trichocomaceae.
AUGGAAGCGAUAGCGGACGAUCAAGGAGCUCUAGAAAAAAAUCAACACUCGCUCCAUUUCCUUGAUCGCGAUCGUGCCUACCUGAUCGCUGAAGUAAACCCCACUCUAGCCAAUCAAGUAUGGUGGCCACAGCGCAACGCAGAUAGUGCGGACAUGUUCCUUUUUAUGCUCAAAUCACAAUGGAUAACCGAUAAAUACUACGAGGAGUAUCCGAACUCGGACUUUACGGAAUUAUGGGAGGUACGGGAAAACCGAGGAGUCAACUCUCAGGGAGGGCUCCGUAAAUACGCAGACAAGCAUGGGAUGGAUUAUAACAGGCUUCGAGAUAUAGUUCAAGUCACGCAGAAAGCGCGUGCAAUAGAGGCGGAAAUGGAAACUCCGGGCCUAUCGAAGAGCAUGUAUUUUGCCUUCAAACGACUGAGGGCUGUGAGAUUCGAACAAAUUGGGCCAUUCUGUGUCCUGUUUCGGACUAGUGAGUCAUUCGAAAAACUCAAGCAUUACGCACCUAAGGCCCUCGCGCUAUGGAACGAUUACGCGGCUAUAAUAGAUCAGCACAGACAAAACCGGUGA